Suricata suricatta (meerkat) is the source of this 1053-nucleotide messenger RNA. It is a transcript of the gene MRPS35, whose product is annotated as mitochondrial ribosomal protein S35. The transcript has 8 exons. The coding region runs from base 40 to 1017 and encodes 325 amino acids. Gene Ontology annotation, molecular function: structural constituent of ribosome. Gene Ontology annotation, biological process: mitochondrial translation. NCBI's taxonomy places the organism in Eukaryota, Metazoa, Chordata, Mammalia, Carnivora, Herpestidae. The record is from RefSeq and is a predicted model, not a curated record. Gene Ontology annotation, cellular component: mitochondrial small ribosomal subunit.
GGCUGCGCGUGUCCCACCCGGCUUGCCGUCCUCGCCGCCAUGGCUGCCGCCACACUCCCCGCGGGGCUGGCUCUGCAGCCCGCGGCCACGACCCUGCGUGCCUUCUGCACCGCUGUAUCUCCGGCCACCCGCUCUGCGACACGAAGCCCGCGUACAACAGGCAGAACAUCCAGAUAUGAAAGACCACUGAGGAGAAAGGCAUUACCUCCUAGGACAGAGAAAAUGACUGCUGACCUGGACUGGCCCAGUGUGUAUCCUGUUGCAGCACCAUUUAAACCCUCUGCUGUGCCUCUUCCUGUUCGAAUGGGUUAUCCAGUCAAAAGGGGGGUGCCCAUGGCAAAGGAGGGAAAUCUAGAACUUUUAAAGAUCCCCAAUUUUCUGCAUUUGACACCCGUAGCAAUUAAAAAGCACUGUGAAGCUCUUAAAGAUUUCUGCACUGAAUGGCCAGCUGCACUAGACAGUGAUGAGAAAUGUGAGAAGCAUUUUCCCAUUGAAAUCGACACAGCUGAUUAUGUUUCAGCAGGACCAUCGAUUAGAAACCCCAAAGCACGAGUAGUAACUUUAAGGGUUAAACUUUCCAGUCUGAAUUUAGAUGAUCAUGCAAAGAAGAAACUUAUGAAACUUGUGGGCGAGCGAUACUGCAAGUCCACCGAUGUGCUUACCAUCAGGACAGACAGGUGCCCUUUAAAGAGACAGAAUUAUGAUUAUGCAAUGUAUCUGCUAACAGUUUUAUACCAUGAGUCUUGGAAAACCGAAGAAUGGGAGAAAGAGAAGACUGAGGCAGACAUGGAAGAGUAUAUAUGGAAAAAUAGCCCCUCUGAAAAAAAUAUCCUGGAAACACUUCUCCAAAUUAACGCUGCUGAGAAGAAUCCGGAAGUAAACAAAGAAGAGCUCCUUGGUACAAAGGAAGUUGAAGAUUACAGAAAGUCUGUUGUUAGUCUUAAGAAUGAGGGGGACAAUGAAAACGCCCUUUCUCAGUACAAAGAAUCAGUGAAGAAGCUAUUAAAACUGAUGUGACUUAUGUAGAAUAAACUGCUUGAUAUGUUAAUUUUA